CCUGGGGACACAACGUUGCUCUGAGCCACGUUUAGACUGGUAGCAAUCUCCUAAAUUCGGGGUGAAAGUAUCCAUUCUUAAAUGGCAAGUACAUGAUAGGAGAAACGGGCAAAUAAACAGCGUGGAAUUACCCAUUCCAUUAGCAGCCUCUAAAAUUACCCAUUCCAUUAGCACAAGCAGUUUAUUUGGGAUCUUAACAGCAGCUCGGGUCUCCUUUGGGGCAAAAGCUCCCAAUGGCAGGCUUCUUGAUUUCAUGCCUCUCUGUGGAAACCACAGCAAUGUGUUGCUGUUGCAUUAAGUGAGCAUCAUAAUUUGUUGUGUAUCUCUGUGAAGGAAGCAAAUAGUGGCAACUUUCUGAGAAAACAGUGAAAAUAGAGAGCACAACAUUCCAGUGAGGUGAACCAGUGAAGUUAGUAGGAUAAGCGGAAUAUGUACCAACAGAAGCCCAUUAUAUUUUUUCUACAGCUUGGGAACCCUGAAGCACCUUUCAGUAAGGGCUAUUUAGAGGGAAAAAAAGCCUUCAACAACAGUUCCAGUUGUCUCUGCUUGAUUUUUCAGAUGCAACCACUGUGCUCUAAUAUGGCAGCUUCAGCAAGUGAUCCUGAUUUGGCAUUUGGUAUCUAUACUGGAGGCAUAUGAGCAAGUCCAUGUGGCAAUAACACAGGAUUGAAGAGAAGAGGCUUUUAGGGAAUUCUCUGAAGCUCUGUAUGUGCAAAAAGUAUAGUCAGCUUAAUGCUGUGUGCCAGAUCGUUAUUUGCUCUUGACGUUGAAUCAUACAAUAGUAGAAUUAUUUAGCUUGGAAGGAACCUCCAGAGAUCAUCUGGUUCAAAUCCCUGCUUAAAACAGUGCUGCCGUUGAAGUUAGAGAAUGUUGCUCCAGGCCUUGUCUAGUUGAGCUUUCUCUUGAAGGAUUUAAAAUGGAGUUGAAAGCUGAGUCUGAAAUUUAGCCGAAGUAGGAACGAAGUGUCACAAACUUUGGAAAGUAACAGAGUUUUAAGCAGUCUGAAUGAAGGACACUUUUCCUUAGUUAAGUAGAGUUGUCUUUCUGGUUUUGGUAUUACGAUUCUGGUUCUCCAACUGUGCAACAGUCUUCAGUGUGUACAAUACAGAGAUUUUUGGAAGAUACGAAGCAAGCAGAAGAGUGUAUUGCCCUGCAGCACACAGAUUUUCUCUUAGUAGAUACAAAACUGAUAUAUUUUUAAAGUAACAAUUUUCUGUACAAAACCAAAAGACAGAUAAGCUACUUCAAAUUUGAAAGGUUCGUAGUAUCUCACCUGCAUAAUGACUCAUUUAUUUAAAGGUAAAAGGUGUGAUUCUUGCAUUCACAGAGGUGCAGUGUAAUCAGCUUUAUUUCUGUGUCCUUAACAGCAUGGUGUUCUUCAUGUGCAAAACCCAGCUCUUGUGUCUUAGUUGUGCACUAAAUGAAUAAAUGUAUUCACUUAGUGAGUUGAGGUUAAUGGAAUGAAGGUAGCUGAUGCCAGCCUUUAUGUAUAUUGAUCUUUUCUUGUCAUGUCACAGUGUAUCCUGUGAAGUCAAGUUUUUGAAGAAAUCUCAGAAUUAUUAUUUGCACUGAUCAGUGUCUACAGGUCCUGGGUAAAACACACUUUGUAGAAGAGUCUUAAAUACAGUGAAAAGUUCCUGGAAAAGCUUAUCUGCUAAGCAGGAAAGAAAGAUGAGGAGGGAGAAAAAAGUCAAUAUAAAUUGAAACAGCCAUGCCAUUGUACUUUCAUGAUGUGUCUUUUAAGUGUUAUCUGUGUUUUUCUUAAGUUAGAGCUAUACUGAUAUCUUUUGAGGGGAAAAAUUACAGAAAUUAAAUGGUUAUAUAGUUGUGGAAUUGAGUUUUUCAUCUCCUAAUACACAUAAUUAAUUUCAGCAAGCACUGAUGACACUGUUGAAGAUGCAGAUAAUAGCAUAACCUCAGGAGCUACAGUUCUUGGUGUCCUAAGGACUGUGGAGAAGCUUCGCAUCUCAUGAGAUUCUACAGUAUACUUUGCAGUUCAUUCCAGCUUUUGAGAGAUUAUCUUUUAUUUCAGAAUCUGUCAGGACCUGCAGCAAAACAACUCCACAAAAAGAGACACCUACAGAAUAAAGAUGAAUAUUGGAAAAGCUUACAGUGCUGCUAACACCAGCAAUGGAACAGAUCUAGCUAUUGGCUUUACUUCUUCUGCAGUAGCUGUCCUUCUGUUUGGGACAAAUUUUGUGCCUGUUAAGAAGUUUGAUACUGGUGAUGGCAUGUUCUUCCAAUGGAUUCUCUGUGCCUCCAUAUGGAUGGUUUCUUUGGUGGUCAAUUUGAUCCAGAAUUGCCCCCGGUUUUGGCCUCUGGCUAUGGUUGGAGGUUUUGUGUGGGCCACAGGCAAUAUUACAGUUGUUCCUAUUGUUAAAACUAUUGGCUUAGCUCUUGGCCUUUUGAUAUGGGCUUCUUUUAAUUUGCUGACAGGUUGGGCAAGUUCAAGGUUUGGUUGGUUUGGAAUUGACCCAGAAGAGGUAUCAAGACCGAUCUUAAAUUAUAUUGGAGCUGGACUUUCACUGUUAAGUGCUGUCAUAUUUCUUUUUAUAAAAACUGAAGUCCAGAGUUCUUCAGCUUCAUUAGAAAGCACACCUUUACUGAGAGAAAGUUCUAUUAAUGUUUCUGAAGAUACCUCUGAUGACUCGUGGGUGAACAGACUUUCGCCAGCAAAAAAGAGACUCAUAGGCUGUAGCCUGGCUGUAGUAGCUGGAAUACUGUACGGUUCCAGUUUUGUACCUGUACUUUACAUCAAGGACCAUGGAAGAAGAAAUGAAACUAUAUACACAGGAGCAAGUCAGUUUGAUUUAGAUUAUGUUUUUGCACACUUCAGUGGAAUAUUUCUUACUAGUACCAUCUACUUUUUGAUCUACUGUGCAGUCAGGAAAAAUAAACCUAAUGUUUAUCCCCAAGCCAUAUUGCCAGGGUUUCUUUCUGGUGUGCUUUGGGCGAUAGCCAAUUGCUGCUGGUUCAUAGCCAAUCACUAUCUCAGUGCUGUCGUCAGCUUUCCAAUAAUUACUGCAGGGCCUGGCCUGGUUGCUGCAAUGUGGGGAGUCCUUGUAUUUAAGGAAAUCAAGGGACUGAAAAACUUUGUGUUACUGUCAAUAUCGUUUUGCAUCAUUUUGGCUGGAUCACUUUCCACAGCUUUUUCUAAAGUUUGAAAGGACCUUCUGGACCAGUAGAUGGUGCUAAUGUUUAACACAGAUAGAAAGACAAUGUUGGUAGAUUGCAAUACAUAAUAAUUUUCAACACGUAUGUCCAACAUUUACCCUAAUUUGCUUCAGGCGAGUGAAGAUUAAAACCAUUUGGUAUGAAAGAAAAUGUGGAAAUGUUUGUUUCUUCAUUUCUUGGAAUAGUAAGAAUAUCAGAAGAUUUUAUUAAAUAAAGCUAAAUGAUUUUAUAAUUACAAA
Pseudopipra pipra is the source of this 3413-nucleotide messenger RNA. It is a transcript of the gene TMEM144, whose product is annotated as transmembrane protein 144. The transcript is spliced from 13 exons. Gene Ontology annotation, cellular component: membrane. Lineage: Eukaryota; Metazoa; Chordata; Aves; Passeriformes; Pipridae. Gene Ontology annotation, biological process: carbohydrate transmembrane transport. The coding region runs from base 2091 to 3164 and encodes 357 amino acids. The record is from RefSeq and is a predicted model, not a curated record. Gene Ontology annotation, molecular function: carbohydrate transmembrane transporter activity.